AUGCCGCACUCGUUCGGUAAAAGAGCUCGUACAAGAGACAAGUUCUCCAAGGCGUUCAGACGCAGUGGAAUGCCCUCGGUUGGACGUUACCUACAACAGUUCCACGUAGGAGACUAUGUCGACAUUCUGUGUGACCCAUCCGUACACAAGGGUAUGCCAUACUCAUACUACCAUGGCAAAACAGGAAUGGUAUACAACAUCACCCCAAGGGCUUUGGGUGUCAUCAUCAAAAAAGUAGUACGUGGAAAGCAGCUGCUCAAGCGUAUUCACGUCCACAUCGGACACGUUCGUAAGAGCCGUUGCCGUGAGGAUUUCUUGAAACGUGUUGCUAUUAACGACGAGCUUAAGCGCAAGGCCAAGUUAGAAAACAAAAAGAUACAGGUCAAGAGACAGCCAGCCCCGGUAGCACCAGGCUACAUUGUUAAGGCUGCACCAGAGGCCGUCAUAGCCAUGGAACCAGUGCAUUUCGUUGAAAGGUACUGA
Molecule: messenger RNA, 483 nt
Organism: Babesia sp. Xinjiang
Lineage: Eukaryota; Apicomplexa; Aconoidasida; Piroplasmida; Babesiidae
Product: 60S ribosomal protein L21-B
Exons: 1
Coding region: 1-483 (160 amino acids)
Biological process (GO): translation
Cellular component (GO): cytosolic large ribosomal subunit; ribosome
Molecular function (GO): structural constituent of ribosome
Source: RefSeq, a predicted model, not a curated record